AUGUCACUUCCGUGGGUGGAAAAGUACCGUCCUUCAACUACAGAUGGUAUAUUUGGUCAUGAAUAUAUUCUUGAGUCUUUAAAACAAUUUAUUAAUGCUAACCAAAUACCUCAUAUGCUUUUUUAUGGUCCACCUGGCACAGGUAAAACAACAACAGCUUUGGCUAUUGUAAAACAAUUAUGUGGAACUAAAUUCUCUGCAUUAGUAUUAGAACUAAAUGCAUCAGAUGAAAGAGGAAUUGAUGUUGUUAGAGAUCAAAUCAAAUCCUUUGCAUCAACACGUACUUUAUAUACUAAUUGUACUAAAUUUAUUAUAUUAGACGAAAGUGAUAAAUUAACUAAAGACGCUCAAAAUGCACUUCGAAGAACAUUAGAACAAUUUUCUGCAAAUUGUAGAUUUAUUUUCAUUUGUAAUGAAGUUCAUUUAAUAACCCCAGCUAUUCAAUCACGUUGUGCAAAAAUGAGAUUUGGCCCAUUAUCUCCAGAUGCUUUAACAAAGAUUGUUGAAAAUAUUACAAUGAAAGAAGGUAUGGAAAUUGAUGAAGAUGCAAAAAAAUCUAUCAUAGAAAUAUCAAAAGGAGAUGCUAGAAGUAUUAUUAACACUUUACAAGCACUGUCAAUGACUUGUAAACAAAUUACUAAUUCAACUUUAUACACAAUGGUUGGAUUACCUACUCCAGCACAAAUUGAUGAUAUUAUUUCAGAGUUAUUAAGUUCACCUUAUCUUGAGUCUUUUACUGUUGUAGAUAAUUUAAUUAAAGCUGGACUUUCUUUAAAUGAUAUUAUCAUUCGUGUGGUACCUAAAUUAAUUGAAGGGAAAUUAAUUUCUGUCUUAGAUAAAACCGCUAGAAUUCAAUGUCUUUACCAACUUUCUCUUAUUGAACAAGCAUUAUCUAUUGGUGGAAAUGAACGAACUCAAACAGCAGCUUUUGUAGCAGCCUUUCAACUAUUACAAACUUCAUCUCCAAUGUUAAGUUAA
Messenger RNA from Entamoeba nuttalli P19, 978 nucleotides. Its product is annotated as replication factor C familiy protein. Bases 1 to 978 code for a protein of 325 amino acids. Gene Ontology annotation, biological process: DNA repair; DNA-templated DNA replication. Gene Ontology annotation, molecular function: ATP binding; DNA clamp loader activity; DNA binding. Gene Ontology annotation, cellular component: DNA replication factor C complex; nucleus. The transcript is spliced from 2 exons. The record is from RefSeq and is a predicted model, not a curated record. NCBI's taxonomy places the organism in Eukaryota, Evosea, Mastigamoebida, Endamoebidae.